AUGCAGUCCUUACAGACUCUCCAGCCCUUACAGGCCUUUGAGCUAUGUAAACACUCUCUUUUGAUCGACAGUAUUCUGCCUAUCAUGGACUCGAUGAGUGAAGGAAUAAAAACCCCUGCUGGUCAGGACUUUACAUGCGAUAUCUGUAAUACCGAUUCCUACAUUGAGGUUCGGGUUGCUGAAGACAGUUCUACGAUGACCAUUGUCAUGACAAGAUGGUUCAACCUAGGGCCUGGCCUUACUCAAGAUGAUGAGUUAUGGAGGACCCAUAUUGAACUGAUCCCUUUUUGGCAAGCUAAGGUUCCAAAUGAUAAUCACUACACAAAUCCUCGAUUUUACUUUGAAGGCAUAAUGGCUUCCAAAUCAUUCAAGGAGUUGGAGUCUCGCAACCUCUCCUAUCUUAAAAACAACAAAUACAAAACAUUCAUGUCUCCUGAGCAUAUUACGGGAAUUGGAUGGCCUGAACUGUGGCACACUGUGUUCGAAGAGCCUCCUGAGAGCAAAGAGAGGCCGAAGAUGAGGGAGCUCAAGUGGCUUUCAUUCCUACUACGCUUUUUGAAGAAGGGUCGAAGGUGA
Penicillium verhagenii is the source of this 576-nucleotide messenger RNA. RefSeq lists its product as uncharacterized. Lineage: Eukaryota; Fungi; Ascomycota; Eurotiomycetes; Eurotiales; Aspergillaceae. The transcript has a single exon. The coding region runs from base 1 to 576 and encodes 191 amino acids. The record is from RefSeq and is a predicted model, not a curated record.